Molecule: messenger RNA, 4162 nt
Organism: Dreissena polymorpha
Lineage: Eukaryota; Metazoa; Mollusca; Bivalvia; Myida; Dreissenidae
Product: D-ribitol-5-phosphate cytidylyltransferase-like
Exons: 19
Coding region: 267-1427 (386 amino acids)
Biological process (GO): isoprenoid biosynthetic process; protein O-linked glycosylation via mannose
Cellular component (GO): cytosol
Molecular function (GO): D-ribitol-5-phosphate cytidylyltransferase activity
Source: RefSeq, a predicted model, not a curated record
GCUGUGAUUUGGAAUGACUCUGUAGUCAUCGCAGCAAAUCGUAAAAGUUAUUUCGCUUGCAAAAAAGUAUUUUUAAUAAAUGUUAACCUCAAAAGAGUAUUAGAAAAGCAUCUUUAAAAGAACAAUUCAUUCACGAAUUUAACUUUAAAAAUAGUGUGAUUGGGUAUUCAAACUUAUUGAAGUAAUUUAUGCAAUACAUUUUCGCGAGUUAUGGUAGGCUACACAUUACUAAACAUUGACUGAAAUCCAGACAGUUUUCCAUCAAGAUGGCAUCAGCAGAGAUUGCUGUCGGUGUUGUGUUGCCGGCAAGUGGUACGGGGGACAGGUUUAGCUGUCAGACUCCGAAGCAGUUUGCUUGCCUGCUGGACAAACCCAUAUUUUUUCACACAGUGAUGGCAUUUUACAGGUUUGACUGGAUACAAAACAUUGUCAUAAUAGUGAGUACAGAAUACAUUGACAGAGUGACAGCCAUGGUUGACUGCUUCAAAGACAAGGUGAAAGUUGUGCUCGGUAGCAACACCCGACAUAGAUCUAUCCGGGAGGGCAUUCAAGCAUUAUUGCAUGUCCAGCCUGUACCAGAUGUCGUGGUCAUUCACGAUGUAGUGAGACCAUUUGUUGAUGAAGAAGUUGUCAAGACCAUCGUUAAAAAUGCAUUUGUUUAUGGGGCAGCAGGUGUGACACGCCCUCUGGUUUCCACAGUAAUACAAGGUGACGAAAACGACAUGUUGACGGCAUCCCUUGACAGGAACCUGUACCGUGCCAGUGAGAUGCCACAAGCAUUCAAGUAUGGGGUUAUCAAGGAGGCCUAUGAAAAAGCUGAUGAGAAUGACCUCAACUUUGGUACAGAGUGUCUAUUCCUGGCCCUCAAACACUGCCAAACCCCGGCAAAAUUGAUUCCUGGACCGGACAGUCUAUGGAAGAUUACAUACAAAAAAGAUCUCUACGCAGCUGAAGGCAUUAUGAAAGAGACAGGUAUUUGCGUGUGCAUUCAGUCAGUAACAGGCAGUGCCAGUGAAACUGUCCUGCAGUGUUUGGAACAUCAUAUCUCAGAAAAAGGCCUCUCCUGCAAACGGGUCAGUGAGGUGUCAUCGGAUUUCAACACCUACGUGUUUGUGCACACAGAAAAAUCUGACAUUACGACAAUGCUUGAAACCAUGUCACAAGAGGUCUGCGACUGCCACAGAAGAAACAAAUAUGAAAUAGUCAAGCCAUGUGUGAUUCACGUGUAUGCUGGAAAUCUUUGGGAUACCGAAACGGAGAGAGAAUUUCGUGAAACCAUCGCAAAAUUGUCUAAAGACCAGUGUAGCGUGCUUUGGUAUGGAGUAGUUUGCCAGAACACCUGUGGCAGGCUUGGCAAAAUGUUGGCGAGUCUCUGUUGGACAAGAGAAGACAGUUUCUCAGGACAGACAUUUGUACUUCAUUCAUGACGUCUACUUACAGUUGACCAAUGUGUCAUGGACAACAGAAGAAAAACUAUAUCAAUAGUACCUUACCUGCUUUUGAAGAUCACGUGUGAAAUCGAAAGUAAAGAACAAGGGUAUUGUCUUCUUAUGGAUCUUGCAUCAAAUUGAGCCUCUAUCUGGAAAAUCUGGGAUUAAUGCAUGUUUGUGAAGUGUCGUCCCAGAUAGGCCUGUGCAUGCAGUCAGCACAGUUUGAUCAGUGACAACUAUGACUAUUUUUAUGCCCUAAGAAGAGGGGAUAUAUUGUUUUGCACAUGUCGUUUGGUCUGUCGAUCCACCAGAUGGUUUCCAGAUGAUAACUCAAGAACGCUUAGGCCUAGGAUCAUGAAACUUUAUAGGUACAUUGAUCAUGACUGGCAGAUGACCCCUAAUGAUUUUCAGGUCACUAGGUCAAAGGUCAAGGUCACAGUGACUGGCAAUAGUAAAAUGGUUUCCGGAUGAUAACUCAAGAAUGCUUAGGCUUAGGAUCAUGAAACUUCAUAGGUACAUUGAUCAUGACCGGCAGAUGACCCUUACUGAUUUUCAGGUCACUAGUUUUUUAAGUUUUCACAAUACAGAGGUAUCCUCUUCCAGUUAAUCCUAAAAAAAGUAAUUUGAAAGAUACAACAAAAAUGGUUUCAAUUAUUGAACUAACAUACAGUUACCAAAGGUAUGUAUGCCUUGUAAGUAUUAAUCUAUGAAAAUUAUAAUACUUUGACUUCAAAUUUAUUUAAUGAUGUUUAUUGAGACAAGUCAAUGGAUGACAAUCUAUUCCAGCAACUAGAUGGAAAAAAGUUUCAGAGGCUAUCUGCAGCAAACCAGUAGGCGUUCAAUUUAAAUCAGUUUUUGUUCAGGCUCGUCGUUGGCAGUCUUUUCUGGGAUGAGAUGGAACUAAAUUCUGAGGCUGUCUUCAAUCAACCAGUAGGUGUCCAUUGACCACUGGGUCUUACUGCUUGUCUAAGGUGUAAGGUAGAGUAAAUAGAUAUGUAAGGUAGAGUAAAUAGAUAUGUAAGGUAGAGUAAAUAGAUAUGUAAAGAAGAGUAAAUAGAUAUGCAAGGUAGAGUAAGUAGAUAUGUAAGGUAGAGUAAAUAGAUAUGUAAGGUAGAGUAAAUUGAUAUGUAAGGUAGAGUAAGUAGAUAUGUAAGGUAGAGUAAGUAGAUAUGUAAGGUAGAGUAAGUAGAUAUGUAAGGUAGAGUAAAUAGAUAUGUAAGGUAAAGUAAGUAGAUAUGUAAGGUAGAAUAAGUAGAUAUGUAAGGUAGAGUAAGUAGAUAUAUAAGGUAGAGUAAGUAGAUAUGUAAGGUAGAAUAAGUAGAUAUGUAAGGUAGAGUAAGUAGAUAUGUAAGGUAGAGUAAGUAGAUAUGUAAGGUAGAGUAAGUAGAUAUGUAAGGUAGAGUAAGUAGAUAUGUAAGGUAGAGUAAAUAGAUAUGUAAGGUAGAGUAAGUAGAUAUGUAAGGUAGAGUAAAUAGAUAUGUAAGGUAGAGUUAGUAGAUAUAUAAGGUAGAGUAAAUAGAUAUGUAAGGUAGAGUAAGUAGAUAUGUAAGGUAGAGUAAGUAGAUAUGUAAGGUAGAGUAAGUAGAUAUGUAAGGUAGAGUAAGUAGAUAUGUAAGGUAGAGUAAGUAGAUAUGUAAGGUAGAGUAAGUAGAUAUGUAAGGUAGAGUAAGUAGAUAUACAAGGUAGAGUAAGUAGAUAUGUAAGGUAGAGUAAGUAGAUAUGUAAGGUAGAGUAAGUAGAUAUGUAAGGUAGAGUAAGUAGAUAUGUAAGGUAGAGUAAGUUGAUAUGUAAGGUAGAGUAAGUAGAUAUAUAAGGUAGAGUAAGUAGAUAUGUAAGGUAGAGUAAGUAGAUAUGUAAGGUAGAGUAAGUAGAUAUGUAAGGUAGAGUAAGUAGAUAUGUAAGGUAGAAUAAGUAGAUAUGUAAGGUAGAGUAAUUAGAUAUAUAAGGUAGAGUAAGUAGAUAUGUAAGGUAGAAUAAGUAGAUAUGUAAGGUAGAGUAAGUAGAUAUGUAAGGUAGAGUAAGUAGAUAUGUAAGGUAGAGUAAGUAGAUAUGUAAGGUAGAAUAAGUAGAUAUGUAAGGUAGAGUAAGUAGAUAUAUAAGGUAGAGUAAGUAGAUAUGUAAGGUAGAGUAAGUAGAUAUAUAAGGUAGAGUAAGUAGAUAUGUAAGGUAGAGUUAGUGUUUUUUCCAGGCCGUUUUAGCGUGGCGAAUCGCCAUGCCCCUUAUUUGUAGCGCCACGCUGCCCCUUUCAAAGCCAUUUAGCGCCACGCUGCCCUUUCCAAAGGCCGCCGCCCUGCCCUUUCAUGAGUACCCGCUGUUUUCUGUCCAUAUUGAUAACAUCUUUACCAAAGUGCUAAGCCGACUAGUAUCAGAUUAUGGCCUCCGAGGCAGCGCAUUUGUGAAUAAGUCAUGCGUGAAUAACCCCAUGUAAGUAUCAAUUGAUAUGUUAUACCACUAAUCGGUCGGUAAUGUGUAUUCCUCCACGAUAAAAUCGUGGACUGUUACUUCGGAGACUUUUGAUGAAAAGCUCGAUGUUAUCCUUGUGGCAUUUCAUACAUAAUUCAGUUAUAUCAAAACAUAUAUUUUUACCCAUAAUUACAUUUAAAAACACAAACAAAUUAAUUAUUUAUCGAUAUCGUCUUAAAGAUAAUUAAUUAUUGAAUUAAUUACUGAGACGUAUACUAAUUAAACAGAGUGAGAAUCGCGUAUUAGGCGGACAUAUUAGACGAUUUUAC